AUUCACUGUUAAAAUCAAUAUUCCAAUCGAACUUUCGGACUGUUAUUUCUUAUGAUUAUGUGCAGAAAUGGAAGAUCUAUGCACAAAAGCUGUGAAAAUAUUUAUGGAAAAAGUGACAAAAAUGAUCUUACGCCAAAAAUUGGUAAAUUAUGUGAUAAAAAAUAUAGGCCAAAUACCAAUGUUUAUAUCCGGCAGCAGAGUUGAGUGCAUUCAAGGACUAGAUUCUGAUACCGAUAUCAUAUACGAAUCGAAAACUAUCGUGGCAACAGCUAACACUGAACAAGCCGGGAGUCUACUACCUAGCACCAAACGUGACUACGACGCUAUUGUUGUUAUGGAAACAUCAAAUACACACGCUGGCUAUACAAAAGUGAAGGUGUUUGAUAUCAAUCAAAACCUGUCUCAACCCCAGAUAGAUGUUAUGUCCCUUUGUCCCGAUGAUGCAAAAUUCGUCUCCAGUGAACAGGUAUCACAAUAUUGGAAGAAGGAAAUAGCAAAAGGUGUCAUAUUCCCAUCUCAUGGUAUGUAUAAAGAAUAUCAACCUCAUGGACCGUGUACAACAUUCAAGUACGGUGGAAUAAUGCAGAUCUACGAUAUAGACACACUCUUUUCCUUGAAAUGCAAAUGGCCGGAAACAGCCACAAAAUGGUUAACAGAACACCGCAAGUGUAAAUGGCCUGAUCAGAACACUUUAGCGACGAUUGAGUCAAUGGGCUGUAGUUUGGUUCCCAUAGGACACGCCUCCUCCUCCGAAAAGGGCUUAGAAUGGAGAAUAUCCUUUAACAAGGCUGAGCGAGAGCUUGUGUGGUCUUUCAAUGGUACUCAAUACGCGUGUAUUGACUUUAUGAAGAUUUUUUUUCACGCAAAAAUCAGCCCAAAGUUUCCAGAUGUUUUUCCAUCAUACUUCAUCAAAACAACUAUGUUUUGGAUGAUAGAGGAAACAGCAUCUGAAAUGUGGAGACCGGAAAAUCUAUCGGAGUGUCUGGAAGAGUUGUUGAACAGACUAAUUACUUGUAUUGAGGAAAAGAAAGUAAGAAAUUAUUUCAUUCCGUUGAAUAACAUGAUGGACACAAGAUCCACAUUGGAUUUGGAAAAUCUUCUUUCAGAAUUGAGGAUGUACAAACAACUCGGACCCGACAAAUGGACAGAAAUUAUCAAGUUAAGAGUAGAUGAAGUGGAUGAAAAUGACAUAUAUUUGCACCACGUAGAAAUCAAUUCCCUGUGUGUUGUUCGCCAUAUCACUAUGACCACCCUUGAUACUAUGGAACCAGACACAUUUUGUUCAAAAUUAAAAAACAUAAAUGACCAUUUGGAACGAGCUAUAGGCCUACGUUUUUCACAGAAUACUUGUUUGAACUUACAAAGUGAAAUAGGAACAAUUCAUGAGCUUCAAAGCUUCUUCUUGUCAGGAGAAGACACGGAUAAGGCGAGAGAUAAUCUUCAACCUUUACUUCAAAAGCAAGCCGAUACGACCUUCUGUUGUGGUCGAAUGAUGCUAGCUACGCUUCAUUUAUAUCAAAAAUCAUAUAGCGAAGCACAAGCUAUUGUUGAAGAUGUCAUCAGAGGCUACACCAACAAAGUGGUUCAUUACACGUUCCAUAACAGAGACAAGACUCCGAAAGACGAAGACUAUGCCGACAUGUAUCGCACAAAAUCAAGUACUUUUCAUGAAACGUUAAAGCGUUUCAUAGCGUUUGAUAUAGCAUGUCUUCCCAUUUUGAAAAAGUUUUACCCAAAAGCUGUUGGGAGCGUGAUGCAGAAUACUGAUUCGGUUUUGUUCAUCAAUCCUUUGUUCUAUGCUCAUGUCAUACAUUUGCAUUGCUGUGUUGCAUCUGGGAAUCUCACUAGGGCAUCUCAGGUAGCUGAUGAUUUGGUCUCAUUCAUGACAAAAAAAUCCAAAAUCAUCCGACAGACAUCGGACACUUCUUUAUAUCAUAUAGCAAGGGAGUGUCUAAAGAUGGUUGGCAGGUCUGAAGAAGACAUUGCAUCUAUUAUCAACCCAUUUGAAGUGAUACUGGAUUAAUUUGCCUCCUGGAUGCACUGGCUGGAUACGGCACUAGCUGAUGAUAGAUAUCAUGUCGUUUACCGUGAAAAGGAUCUGGUUGUACCACAGACUACAACCUUCUGUAUCACAAAAACAAUAUCGACCACAAGUACUAUCUUGGAACAUACUGAUGACAACGACUUCUGUAUAUUUUGGAUAAUACAAUACAUGCGUGUUUACAUGUAAAACAUACUGUUAGUCAAACAGUUACAAAAAACUCUAAUGGUGGAUUCGAAAAUUGAGAGUAAAAAAGUAAUAUAUAUUGCGAUACAAAUAUAAUAGAAAUACAAAUUAAACCUCGUUAUUUAAAACCAUUUGCAAUGCUAUAGUUUGGAGAUAUAAAUGGCAUUGGCAAUACAGUAUAUAGAGAAAACAUUUAAAAGGAUUGUUUAAAAAGAAACAAAAAGGGCAUAUCUAUGUUGAGGGUAUUUGAGAUGAAGUAAAACAAGGGAAAUGUAGAUAAACCAAAAUAUAUUACUAUCACAGUGUUAUAAGCAAACUUAUACCAAUGCCAUCAGUGUUUCUCCUUUAGCAUCUGAAAUCGUGAGGCCAUUGUAUACAGGGCCAAUCAAUAAGGUAACGUUAGGAAGCUUCGGAAAUAUCCAUUUUACUGGCGAUACAAACACUUCCAAAUCUUAAAUAUCAUAGAUCACCAAUUCCCAUAACUUUGUUAUGCUAACAUAAACGAAAUAGACGGAUUCUUUUUCAUGCUGAUAUGCAGCCACCACGAACACAUUCAUAAUGUUAAACUUACCUAAGCUGGCUUCAUUAAAGAUAUAACCGAUUUUCAUUUAUUCCGGAAACAAACAAACGUUCAAUACCUAUUUUACAAAUGACUGAAAUUUGAAAAAAAAACAAUUGUCCGCUUAUUAUACGACAUAAAAAAGAUAUUUCCUUUUGCGAUUGCAAAAUAUAUCAUACUUCAUGAGAUAUUUUAAUCGAAUGUUAUAACAUGGUGCAUAUUUGUGUAAGCAUGACACUGCCACCAAUAUACAAAUGAACUAUGUAACAAUGACAGACACACAUUGGUAGGGACCUAUAUUGGUGAUUUCAGUUUCAUUCUGACGUCACAAUGGUACGUUAGCUACAUGAAUCACAUAGAAAUGAAAAUAGAUUUUAAUUUUGCUGUCAAUAUGAAAUGAACUACAUCUAAUUAAAAAAAAACAUUAUUUUGCGUCACAACAGUGAACCACGAUGACAAAGGCAAUAUGAAUGCUUACUCAUUAAAUAAAGGUCAGUGACUAUUACCUGAAAGAAGUUCGCUGCUUCAUUGUUUUGUAUUACAGUAAUCACGCGGAAGUUGUAAAGCCUUUAUUUCGAUAAACAUUCCAACUCAAAAUGUUUUGAAAGCAUAUCAAAAAGAGGUUUUACAUUUUAAAAUCCUCCAAUCGAACUGUCCUGGUAUUUCAUAUGAACUGUUAGAUUAAUCGGGAACCAGUCAUCGUUAAAUUUGAACAAUGAUGAC
Molecule: messenger RNA, 3509 nt
Organism: Mizuhopecten yessoensis (Yesso scallop)
Lineage: Eukaryota; Metazoa; Mollusca; Bivalvia; Pectinida; Pectinidae
Exons: 2
Coding region: 68-2023 (651 amino acids)
Source: RefSeq, a predicted model, not a curated record